AAAUCCCCAGAAAGCCCUCGAUAGCGACAAACGGACAAAGGGUAUCAUAUCGGGCAGUCCAUCAACCAUUCACUCACCUGCCCGGAAUUCGAUUCUUUCCCAUUCGUCCCCCAUUCCCUGCCCGCAAAUCUCGGGCAGUCUUCUCUCGAACAGGCUUCCUUCAACUGCAACACGACAGUGGGAUAUCGACCUAUACGUACAGACUAUCAUGUAUCUAUAUGUUAUAUUUAUAUAGAUUUUUGUAUCUAUAUAUAUGAACAGCUCGCCAAUCAUACAUUCCCUGUGAAAAUUGACAUCACUAGACGAAUUUUUUGGAGCUUCUGUUUGGUGUAGGGAGACAUGUGGAGGAAGACGGUGGCUCGAUCGGCAGCGGUGGUGGAAAACCUCCGAAAGUCACGGAGUUUUUCUAUCGCGGCGUCGACGUCUUCGAUUCCUGGUCCUUGCAUUGUUCAUAAGCGUGGAGCUGAUAUUCUUCAUGAUCCUUGGUUUAACAAGGAUACUGGAUUUCCUUUAACAGAAAGAGACCGACUUGGGCUUCGUGGUCUCCUCCCACCUCGUGUCAUAUCUUUUGAACAACAAUAUGAUCGUUUCAUGGAGUCAUAUCGAUCAUUGGAAAAGAAUACAGAAGGUCAACCAGAUAGUGUUGUAUCCUUGGCAAAAUGGAGAAUCUUGAAUAGACUACAUGACAGGAAUGAGACAUUAUACUACAAGGUACUGAUUGAUAACAUCAAAGAUUUUGCUCCAGUGAUAUACACUCCCACAGUAGGUUUGGUAUGCCAAAACUAUUCAGGAUUGUUUAGGCGUCCACGUGGCAUGUACUUUAGUGCCAAAGAUAGAGGAGAGAUGAUGUCAAUGAUUUAUAACUGGCCAGCUCAAGAGGUGGACAUGGUAGUGCUGACAGAUGGCAGUCGUAUACUUGGCUUAGGUGAUCUUGGAGUUCAGGGAAUUGGUAUUCCAAUUGGGAAACUUGAUAUGUAUGUUGCUGCUGCUGGUAUUAAUCCACAAAGGGUCCUCCCUAUUAUGCUUGAUGUUGGAACCAACAAUCAAAAGCUGCUAGAAGAUCCUCUUUAUUUAGGGCUACGAGAACAAAGGUUGGAAGGAGAAGAAUAUAUUUCAAUAGUGGAUGAGUUAAUGGAAGCUCUUCAUGCACGUUGGCCAAAAGCUGUUAUCCAGUUUGAAGAUUUUCAAUUCAAGUGGGCUUUUGAAACUCUUCAAAGAUACCGAAAGAAGUUCUGCAUGUUCAAUGAUGACAUACAGGGAACUGCUGGUGUUGCAUUAGCUGGAUUACUUGGAACUGUUAGAGCACAAAGUCGACCGUUGUCAGAUUUUGUUGACCAAAAGAUUGUGGUUGUUGGAGCUGGAAGUGCAGGGCUUGGUGUUCUUAAAAUGGCAUAUGAAGCUGUGGGAAGAAUGUCAGGAACAACACCAAACCCUCAGUUUUUCUUAAUUGAUAAAGAUGGUUUGAUCACAAAAGAGAGAAGUGGUGUUGACCCAGCAGCUUCACCAUUUGCAAAAUCCAUUGGAGAGGUUCAAAGUAUUGGACUCCAGGAGGGAUCUGAUCUCCUUCAAGUGGUCAAAAAGGUCAAACCUCAUGUCCUUGUUGGUUUAUCUGGAGUUGGAGGUAUUUUCAAUGAGCAGGUGCUAAAAGCCAUGCGAGAUUCUGACUCCCCAAGACCUGCUAUUUUCGCCAUGUCAAAUCCCACGAAUAAUGCUGAAUGCACUGCUGCUGAUGCAUUUAAAUACGCUGGUGACAACAUAGUUUUUGGAAGUGGGAGUCCUUUUCAGAAUGUUGUUCUUGGAAACGGGAAAUCUGGCCAUGUAAAUCAAGCAAAUAACAUGUACCUCUUCCCCGGGAUUGGUUUGGGAGCUCUGGUUUCUGGUGCUCAUCUUAUAACAGAUGGAAUGAUGCAUGCAGCAUCUACAUGUCUUGCCUCGUAUAUUACAGAUGAAGAAAUCCAGCAGGGAAUACUGUAUCCAUCUAUCAAUAGUAUUCGGAAGAUAACUGCUGAAGUAGGAGCUGCUGUGCUUCGGGCAGCGGUCAGUGAAGAUCUAGCGGAAGGGCGAGGUGAAGUGGGACCCAAAGAGCUCGCACACAUGUCAAAAGAAGAAUCUGUGGAAUAUGUAAAGCGUAACAUGUGGUAUCCGGUUUACAGUCCACUUGUUCAUGAGAAAUAAUAUGGGUGUGCAGAUGGUGACUCAUAAACUUUAUUAUUUAGUUAACAUUCAUUGCAUUAAAAGAGGGUUAUGAUUAGAGGCUAUAAAUACAAGGCCCGUGCCUGUUUUUGAUUUUGAUUAAGUAACCGAUACAAAUUUUGAUUCUUGAUGAGCCUUUUGUGGCCAUCCAUGUAGAAUGACACCUUAUUGUUUUCAUUAUCAACUUUGUUUAUGUUUCUCUCUUA
This is a messenger RNA of Lactuca sativa (garden lettuce), 2399 nucleotides long. RefSeq names its product NAD-dependent malic enzyme 59 kDa isoform, mitochondrial. The record is from RefSeq and is a predicted model, not a curated record. Gene Ontology annotation, molecular function: malate dehydrogenase (decarboxylating) (NAD+) activity; NAD binding. Lineage: Eukaryota; Viridiplantae; Streptophyta; Magnoliopsida; Asterales; Asteraceae. Gene Ontology annotation, biological process: malate metabolic process; pyruvate metabolic process. Gene Ontology annotation, cellular component: mitochondrion.